AGAAAAGAAAGGACUCAGAGUCUGGGUGUUGGUGCACAGCAGAGCAGAUGAGGAUUCGGGAUUAAGGGGCUGGGCCGUCCGCUGGGUGGGAAAAACGAAGAAGCGUGCCUCCAGACGUCCAGUUGGUGAGCGGCGGACGGUGCAGCAGCGUCGCAUCCUUCCUUCCCGCAGCAGCAGCAGCAGCAUCACCCGCUCCUCAUCCUCCUCAUCCCGCAUCCACACGCCGCAGCAGCACGCUGUAAGGGAUUACGAGGAUCUACAAGAUGGUGAAACUGGGGAGUCAUCUUCAGGACAAAGGGGCCAAAGCAGUGAGUCUGGAGGACGGCUUCCAAAACGUGCCCCUCAUCACGCCUCUGGACGUGGGCAGCCUGCAGAGCCAAGCCCCUGACAAGGUUGUGGUGAAAACUCGCACCGAGUACCAGGCGGAGAAGAAGAGGCUGAAGGUUCCCAAAGUGGAGGAGUUCACCAUCAGCUUCACCGACGGCGUGUCUGAGAGACUUAAGGUGAGCAUCCUGAUCAUCCUGGCCUUGGCCUUCCUCGCCUGCAUCGUGUUCCUGGUGGUUUACAAAGCCUUCACCUAUGACCACGCCUGCCCAGAUGGAUUCCUCUAUAAGCACAAGCGGUGCAUCCCGGCCUCGCUGGAGGCCUACUACGCCGCGCAGGACGCCAACUCCAGGGGACGCUUCUACACGGUGAUCAGCCACUACAGCAUGGCCAAGCAGACCACCUCGCACUCCGUCUCCCCCUGGCUGCCCGGCGGGGCCGGGGGGCAGCCGCACGACGCGAAGCCACCGCACGGCGGCGGCGGCGACGCCCACUGAGCCGGCCAAACGCCGAGACGCACACGCGUGCAUAAGCCAUCUCUACAUCUGAGUGUGUUACGUGCCGAUAGGGCCUUUAGACUGCAUGCAGACAUCACAGUCACAAGUCACGUUUGAAUUUGUCUGCCCGUUUGCUCUUACUGAGAAGCAUUUUUCUCAUUCUUACACACACACACACACACCAUCCCACUUACUUUUAUUUAUUGACUGUCGAUCGAUUUAUUUUUUACAGUAGCGUGUGGAUGUUUUGUAUGUGGCUCAGUCAUCCAACUCUACCAUCUCCUCUUGUACUGUAUACUAUUUGUAUAAACAUAUAUAUAUAGUCAUGUCCAGUAUUGGUGGGCUAAAAGUAGCUACAUGUACACACUUUUUUUCUAUUGAUUUUUUUUACAUUAAUAGUUUUUUUUUACUGGCAUCUUUGCCUUGCUUCCUUCCUUCCUAGUUGCUUUUUAGUCUGACAUCCUUACUUCCUUCCUUUGCUUAAAAUGUCUUUUCUGGCUUCCUUCAUGACCGCCUUCCUCCCAAUUAAAACCUACUUUUUUCUUCUUCUUUCCUAACCUCCUUCUGUCCAUCCUACCUUUGUUGCUGCCUUUCCUUCCUCCAUUCCCCCUUCAUUCCUUCUAUCAGACCUGCUCUUUAUUUGGCGUCCUUCAUUACAUCGCUUAAAAUUGCUUUUCAUUCUUUCUCUUCAUUACCGCCGUCCACCUCAAAUCUAUUUUCUUUCCUUCCUUCUUUCUCUCCUACUUUCCUUCCUUCAAUUCCUAUACCACUCCAUCGCUUAAAUCGUUUUUCCUGCCUUCCUUCCCCUCAGACUUGCUUUCCCCCCGACAUAUUUAACUAAAUAACAUCCUUCCUUCCCUUCUUCCUUCCUUCCUUCCUUCCGAUUAAAUAUUAUUCGUGAAUCUUUCCUUCCUUUGAUCAUUAUUAUUAUUAUUAUAUUCUGCUUUUCUACCUUCCUACCACCUCAGACCUGCUUUUCUUCUUUCCUUCCCUCCUACCUAUCUUCCUUUAUUUCCUCAGACGCUCUUUUAAUUUUGUUUCAAGCGACUUAUUUGCCUUCCUUUAGUACCUGUUCAAUACCACUUUCAAAUUAUUCACUGUACCUGUAAGAGCUGUCAGUUAAUUUACAAAGUGUGUAGCUACUUUUGGCCCACUGUGUAUAUACAUUGAUGAGCCAUGUCCUCGACUGCCUCUGCUGUUUAACCUCAGGCAUGACCCCCCCCCCCCGCCCACGACCCUGACCUCCAAAAAAUAAUGUGGACAAAGUGUGAUCUCUGGUGUUGUUAUUUGACUUAUUAUUAAAUCAAAAAACAUCAUUGAGGAGUUUUUAACCUCCUCAACAUGAUUCAUUCGUGCAUCUAAACAUCCUCUCAACUCAAAUGGUCACUAUUUGGGCCCCCAAGUGUACAUAGAAAUGUGCUUGCUUUUUUUGUAUUACAAUCAUUGCAAAUGUUUGCAGUAGCUUUAAGUGCUAUCUUUUUUUUUUUACAUAUUGCUGUAGCUGCCAGUCAAAAUCAAUUUCCAUGUUGGAAAAUGGAGGUGUGUAUUUGAGGGAGGUGUUUCUAACAUGUGUUAAUACUCCACGCUUUAAUUCAUCUGCGAGACUGUUUACAUGCUGCUGUUUUGGCUAGCAACAGCGUUCAAACGGGCCUGGUUGUUAAAUCUAAUGUCCGUAUAAUGACUAUUACUAUUACUAAUUACGAUUUGUCUCACCCGGCAACUAACUAUAGUGUCCGUCCACAACUAAUUGUGGACGGACACUAUUUAAGGAAAAUAUUGGUUGAAAUACUGUAUAUUACAUACACAGUGAGCAAUUCAAUGAUUCCAAGAUCCGAGGUAUAGGGGUGCUAAGAGGUGGAACAAACCAUUUUGAGGCCGAGUGUGCUGAAUUUCUGUUGUUAAAAUAUUACAUUUCAACCAAGUACUGUAUGGUUAUACACGUUUUUUAGCUUGUUUAAAAAGGACAGAGAAAAAAAAUCAAUUUUUAGGGGUUCUGGGAUUCAAUUUAGAGGUGCUUAUGCACAGCCAAAAUUGGGAUAGAAACACAUACGGUGGAAUUCAUGCAACCAACAACAAAACAAACAAACAAACAAACAAACAGGCAGCAUCCAUUGUCAAAAUGUCUUAAUUUUCCUUGAGUUUAUCUACACAUUUUCUGACUGCAGCUUUUCAUUUUGCAGCAUCUGAUCUGUAGUCAAGAGUGCUUUCUAUUGGCUGUUGUGAUGUUGUUAGUCGAUAGCGUACUGUACCCAUACCUGUAAUGAACCCGUGUGCAUCCCUGCCCUCCUCCUACUCUCUCGGUUCAAAACAAUCCCAAUAAAAAGAUGCAGUGACCCGUGA
Messenger RNA from Phycodurus eques (leafy seadragon), 3161 nucleotides. It is a transcript of the gene nsg2, whose product is annotated as neuronal vesicle trafficking associated 2. Gene Ontology annotation, biological process: endosomal transport; clathrin coat assembly; G protein-coupled dopamine receptor signaling pathway. Bases 264 to 821 code for a protein of 185 amino acids. NCBI's taxonomy places the organism in Eukaryota, Metazoa, Chordata, Actinopteri, Syngnathiformes, Syngnathidae. The transcript has 5 exons. Gene Ontology annotation, cellular component: endosome; membrane. The record is from RefSeq and is a predicted model, not a curated record. Gene Ontology annotation, molecular function: clathrin light chain binding.